GAACUUGUUGUCGCGCGUGGCUUUGAUCUCCAUCGCCAAGUUCUCCUCCGCCACCACCGCGCACCCUCCAUCACGCGCCCAGCUACGGGUUGCCUUAAGUUCGAUAAUAUGGGUAGCCAGAAACGCAUAGCUAAGGAGCUGACCGAGCUCGUCGAGUCGCCUCCUGAGGGCAUCACUGUCGAAUUGGUCGACGAGGCCAACCUGUACGAGUGGAAAGUGUUCAUGGAUGGGCCCGAAGGAUCGCCAUACCAAGACGGCCGCUUCCUAGUCAAGCUCAGCCUGCCUACCGAAUACCCCUUCAAACCGCCUACCGUCUCCUUUGGAACGAAGAUCUACCACCCAAAUGUCACAAAUGAUGAAAAGGGGAGCAUGUGUUUAGGAAUGCUACGGGCGGAUGAGUGGAAGCCCAGCUCGAAGAUCGCAGCUGUCCUACAAUUCGCACGUCAGCUGCUUGCGGAGCCGAUGCCUGACGACGCUAUUGAAGGGCGGAUCGCAGAGCAAUACAGAAACGACCGAAAGCGCUACGACGAGAUCGCGCGGGAGUGGACCCGGAAAUGGGCCGUAUCUGAGUAG
Penicillium canariense is the source of this 573-nucleotide messenger RNA. RefSeq names its product putative ubiquitin conjugating enzyme (UbcB). The annotation marks the transcript as partial. The record is from RefSeq and is a predicted model, not a curated record. The transcript has 3 exons. NCBI's taxonomy places the organism in Eukaryota, Fungi, Ascomycota, Eurotiomycetes, Eurotiales, Aspergillaceae.